GGUGAACCUGCGGAAGAAUCAUUGUCGUACUCUGGAAACAGAACGACCUGAGAACGAUGAAACAUCACUCUCGGUAGGCCGGUUUCUUACUGUGCCUGCCGAUUCAGUGGUUAUGCGUUCAUCCAUGCCCAAGACUUCAAUUUUGGUUGGAUCGUACAAGAAAAAGAGGUUUUUAUAGCGGAGUAGGAUAGCGUUUUUUUCGUUUCUGCUAUGGUUAAUAUGUAAGUGGGUUUUAUAUAGCGGUUAUAAAAUUGUAAACGCUAUCUUUAGUUGGGCCGAAUUUUAAUAGUCAUUUUACAUAGCACUUUAGUGCGGAAGCGCUACGAAUAAGUUAGGCGGACAAAAUUUUCAUUUGCCCGGGCUUACCAAUUUCACUUAAUUCAUUUUUUUUCUUUUUCGGUUCUUCCCUCUAUCUAUCUCCCCUGAGUUCUCAUCUCCCCUCUAUCUCUUCGUCUCAAUUAUUUUCCCGAUUGGUCUGACUCUGAAAAACUAAUCUCCUAUUUCUAUCUCGUCGUAAUGGUUUUCCAGAAUCUCUAAAACCCAACAACUGUUCUUCGAUUCUGAAUCGUAGGUACAAUCUCGUAUAAUAUUUUUAUUUUUUUUUGUUUCUGAUAAACCAAUCGUUUAUUCCUAUUUAACUGGUGGCUGAUUUAGGGUUGCAUGUCCAAUUGAUUCGGUCUUUUACUCUUUUGCAGGGAGCUUUAGAUUCAGAUCUUCCAAGAAAGGUAUCUGUCGUGUAUUUUUCUAGGUUUGGCUAUAGCUUUUGAUUUUGUUUCAAUUGAAUUAUAUCAUUGCUUUUAUUUUCCAGGUCGUUUAAAUCAAAAUAGAAGACAUUUUUAUCAGUGUUUUUAUAUACAUUUGGUCGGAGCUGUUGUGCGAUGGAUAAAGCUUGGGUCUGGUUACCAAGGUAUAAAUGUUACUGUGUUUUGCUUAUCUUUUUUUUUAUUCCAUUUACGAAAUUGUGCUUCUUAAUUAAUUUUCAUUUGUGUGCAUCUGACAGGAAUAGUCUCGAGUAUGAGCAAGGUGCAACUGAGUUUGUUUUUUCGUCAUCAAGACAAUUGGCUGAUCUAGUUGAAAUGUUCUGCCCUUGCGUUGAUUGCCGCAAUGUCUGCCAUCAAUCAAGAGAGACAGUUUUUGAGCAUCUCGUCAUCAGAGGGAUGGAUCAGAAGUACAAGAGAUGUAAAUAUUGGAGUAAGCACGGGGAUAUAAGGCCAGAUAAGACAGCUGAUGUUCAGACGUCUGAAAAUGAGGCUUAUGAGUUGAUGAGGACAGCUUUUAUAGCGAGCGAUGGCAAGACACCAUUUGAGAAGCAGAAUUCAGAGGAUUUUGAUGGUAUUGAGAGGCCAGAAGAGGACGAGUUUAGGAAGAAGUUAGAUGAUGCCGAGACUCCACUGUACCCGACAUGUCAGAAAUACACCAAGGUUGCUGCUAUCAUGGGUCUUUACCGUAUAAAAGUCAAGAGUGGGAUGUCAGAGAGCUAUUUCGACCAGCUAAUGACAUUAGUUCAUGACAUGCUACCUCCAGAUAAUGUUCUGCCUAAGUCUACGGCUGAGAUGAAGAAGUUCUUAAAGGUGUUUGGUUUUGGUUAUGAUGUCAUCCACGCCUGCAAAAAUGAUUGUAUCCUUUAUAGGAAACAGUAUGCGGAGUUAGUUUGCUGUCCAAGAUGUAGUGAAUCAAGAUGGGAAAGAGAUACGCACACUGGUGAGGAGAAGAAAGGAGUUCCAUGUAAGGUGCUUAGGUAUUUUCCCAUAAAAGAGAGAUUCAAGAGGAUGUUUAGAUCGAAACGGUUGGCUGAGGAUUUGUGUUGGCACUUCAACAAUGCAACUGAAGAUGGAUCGAUGCGGCAUCCUGUGGAUUCUUUGACUUGGGUUCAGGCAAACGAUAAGUGGCCGGAAUUUGCUGCUGAAGCAAGAAACCUGAGACUAGGUCUUUCUACUGAUGGGAUGAAUCCAUUCUCGAUCCAAAACACCAAGUACAGCACGUGGCCGGUUCUCCUAGUUAACUACAAUAUGGCGCCAACUCAGUGCAUGAAAGCGGAGAACAUUAUGUUGACGAUGUUGAUACCUGGGCCAACAGCACCUAGCAACAACAUUGACGUCUAUCUACAGCCCCUGAUAGAGGACCUCAAGGACUUGUGGACCGAAGGUAUUGAAGUUUAUGAUGCCUUUAAGAAGGAGAGUUUUAAUGUAAGAGCUAUGCUGCUGUGGAGUAUCACAGACUACCCAGCUUUAGGGACAUUAGCUGGAUGCAAAGUUAAGGGGAAGCAAGCGUGUAUUGUAUGUGGGAAGGAGACACCGCAUAGAUGGCUUAAGUUUAGUAGGAAACAUGUAUAUAUGGGCAACAGGAAGCGACUGAUGCCUGGUCAUCCCUACAGACGUAGAAAGGGUUGGUUUGACAACACAGUGGAGUCUGGUGUUUCAAAGAGGAUUCAGAGUGGGAAAGAAAUAUUUGACAGCCUUAGAGGAUUUAGAAAUGAUUUUGGAAGACCAUUAGCUAAAAAGGGGAAGCGUAAAAGGGCUGAAGCAGAAGAUGACGAUGAUGAAGCUGCAACAGCUGAAGAAAUCGAAGAAGAUGAUGAUUUAUGGAGGUGGAAAAAAAAGUCUAUCUUCUUUGACUUACCAUAUUGGAAGGAAAUGCCUGUCAGGCAUAACAUAGAUGUUAUGCACGUCGAGAAGAACGUCUCAGACGCACUACUAUCUAUUAUUAUGAAUAAUGCAAAAUCAAAGGAUGGGUUGAAAGCAAGAAAAGAUUUAGAAGACAUGGGAAUCAGGAGCAACUUACAUCCAGAGAAGCGUGGGAAGAGAACUUAUUUGCCUCCAGCUGCAUUCUGGCUUUCCAAGGAAGAGAAAAAAAAAUUCUGUAGACGGCUAUCCAAGUUUAGAGGCCCCGAUGGAUAUUGUGCAAAUAUAUCCAACUGUGUCUCGGUGGAUCCUCCCAGUAUCGGCAGCAUGAAGUCACAUGACCAUCACGUUCUUUUGCAGAACCUUCUUCCUGUGGCAUUGAGAGGUUUAUUGCCUAAAGGACCUCGGAUAGCUGUCAAUCGUAUCUGCAACUACUUCAACAGACUUUGCCAACGAGUUAUUGAUCCAGAGAAGCUACUGACUCUAGAAUCUGAGAUUGUAGAAACAAUGUGCCAGUUGGAGAGAUUUUUUCCACCAUCACUCUUCGACAUUAUGUUUCACCUUCCUAUCCAUCUAGCUAAAGAAGCACGCUUGGGUGGCCCUGUCCACUUAAGAUGGAUGUAUCCGUUUGAGAGGUAAAUUUUUUUUUGUCUUUGUCGUAUACUUUCAAUAAAUAGACUAACUUAUAUGUUCUGGUAUGUUGAUAUAUGAAGACUCUAAAAGCUUAUGUCAAGAAUUUUGCACGACCCGAAGCUUGUAUGGCUGAGGGAUAUUUGUCUAGUGAAUGCAUUGCGUUUUGUAUGAAGAACCCAUCCCUGCUUCUAGCAAUGGAGUGUCCAACACCGAUGACACUCAGACACAGCAAUCCGAGAUCAAAACGAGGAAGACAAGGGGUCUAACUAAAAUGCGCAGAGUGGCCAAAAAUGCAGAGGACAAGGUAGAUGUAGAGUUCAACUCCAUAGGUGAGCAUGUCGGUAGUGGAUCAGUGACACUCUCAUCCUUUCUUGGUCCUCUUGUGAGGGAGCAUGUGCCAGUAUUGCUAGAUGACUGGAGACACGUCGAAGAAACAACAAAAGACGCUUUAUGGGAAGAGAUUCAGGUAAUUUUUAUAAGUUUUUUCGCUGGAGUACUAGUUUAAACUAUUUUAGUGUUUAACAUUUCAAUAUUUGACAGGGGAGGUUCAACUUGACAGAGGAAUGGCAAAAAGAUGCAGUGUUUAAGCAGAUGGGUUGCUUGUGGAGGGCCUCGAAAUCUAGGCUGACUUCUAUAGUCCGUGCUAUUAAAAACAAGGCUCAGAUACAGAAAAUGAAGCCUAGCAACAUCCAAUCUUCUUCUGCUUGGAACAGUUGGGUGAAAGCUAGGUGCACCAAAGAUUUUAAGGUUAAAGUUAAUGAUGCUUGAUUACUUAUACGAUUUAUUUUAGAUAAAAGUUAUGGUAUCUGAUGGUUGUGUUAAUAGGUACAAAGUGAUAAAUACAGGAGACUUAGGAAGAUUCAAAUUCCGCACACAACAAGCCGAAAAGGCAUGAGUCGCCUAGCUCAUGAGAUG
Molecule: messenger RNA, 4169 nt
Organism: Brassica rapa (field mustard)
Lineage: Eukaryota; Viridiplantae; Streptophyta; Magnoliopsida; Brassicales; Brassicaceae
Source: RefSeq, a predicted model, not a curated record